This is a messenger RNA of Drosophila virilis, 533 nucleotides long. It is a transcript of the gene Cp16, whose product is annotated as Chorion protein 16. Gene Ontology annotation, cellular component: egg chorion. The record is from RefSeq and is a predicted model, not a curated record. Gene Ontology annotation, biological process: multicellular organism development. Lineage: Eukaryota; Metazoa; Arthropoda; Insecta; Diptera; Drosophilidae.
AUUGUUAAUUAGUUUUCAAAAGUGUCACCUCCUCGCACCAUCCAAACAUGUCCGUCAACUACAUGCGUCUGCUUUGCCUGAUGGCCUGCUGCUUCUCCGUCUGCCUGGCCUACAGGCCCAGCGGCAACAGCUACCGCAGCGGCGGCUAUGGCGAAUAUAUCAAGCCCGUCGAAACCGCCGAGGCUCAAGCGGCUGCUCUCACCAAUGCUGCCGGCGCUGCUGCCUCCUCCGCCAAAUUGGAUGGUGCCGAUUGGUAUGCACUGAACCGUUAUGGCUGGGAACAGGGCAAGCCACUGCUGGUCAAGCCAUACGGCCCGCUGGACAACCUCUAUGCCGCUGCUUUGCCACCACGCGCCUUCGUCGCCGAGAUCGAUCCAGUCUUCAAGAGGAACAGCUAUGGCGGUGCAUAUGGCGAGAGGACUGUCACCCUGAACACCGGCUCCAAGCUGGCUGUCUCUGCUGCCUAAGUAAUCGGUCACCUUGGUGUCCAGCUGCCUGAAAGUCUUAAUAAAUAGUGAUUAGUUUAAAGUAAA